CCAGUUUUGUUUCCAUUUCAGGAUCCACAUGCUUCUAAUCGUCGCCGACUGGACUCUAAUUGUUCUGAUUUUAGCGAUACUUAUGAUGAUGACCUUCUGAAUUACCUUCUUAUCAUUUUGCCCGAAAGUGUUGAAGAAAAUGAAUUUGAAUGUCCGGGUAAGAGCAAGGGAACAUUGGAAGUUAAGCCUAUUGUAAAGAAGACAUUUACAGCUCUUAAGGGGGAUGAACCGCAGAUAAUAAGGAAAACUGAUUUUGCCUCUGAUGAGAAUGGAGGUGAUUCGGUAGAACCCGAUUCUGUUCAUUUCAAUUCAUUGCAAUCAUUGUCAUCAAACAAGAUAGCUCAACAUCAUGCGCGAGGUCCCCCAAGUCGCGUUUUGUUAAAACAUCCGAGUGGUGACCGGCAUCCCAAUCCAAAUUACCAGUCCAGGGCAAAAAGCCAUGCGGGGCUGCAAGUUCAAAUUAAAAGCGAUCUGGCUGAGUAUGAACUAAAUGUUUGGCGUCAUCGCCAAAGUUCUGUGCGUCGUCUAGGUUUCGACUGUGAUCUAGAUGGUUUUGAGUUGGAUCCUGCUCAAUUAUCUGACUCCCUUUCUUCUUACGGAUCCGUGGCCAGUUUAUAUGAAAGAGUAAGUGUUACUUUUUCUUAA
This is a messenger RNA of Protopolystoma xenopodis, 645 nucleotides long. The record is from the annotation of a GenBank genome assembly. Lineage: Eukaryota; Metazoa; Platyhelminthes; Monogenea; Polystomatidea; Polystomatidae.